AGAGUCGAGACGCUUUUUACACCUAUAAUAAUCAGUAGUCCGUAUAUCAUUUCGGUCUCACCCGAAGCCUGAGUAGGCUUUUCGCCUGUUACUACUCUCACUCCUAUUACCUGGUGCUUUAUAUCAUUAUCGUCCAAGCUGGCCGGUCUGUCAUUUUCAAACCAACCGGAGCAGUUACAAUGGUCCAACCCCGUCUCCCCAGCGAGGACGUGUCGCAUUUCCUAUCCAUACCGUGGUGUGCCGCUCUCCUCGCCCAGCCAGACGUCCACACUUUCGUGCCUACAUCCCGGUUGCCCGAGGAUGACGCGCGGCAUUCCCCGAGCCGAGAUCAGCUCUUCUCGAAAACUCUCCGCGAUGCCGACGCCGUGCCGCACUGCAUCGGCUUCUACAAAGUGCCGUCUCCGGACGCCUCUCCAAACGCCACCCCCCACUCAGCCCCGAUCACCGCGGCCUCACAAGCGGCGGACCCCGCUUUCUUGGUCCGAUCAUGCUCCCUCCUCUUCGACCUACGGCCCGGCGUGAUCGGGUUCGCCGGGUCCGUCCACGGCGGUCUCAUCGCCUCGCUGAUAGACGAAGCCAUGGGGAAUUUGUUCCUCGCCAAUCAUUACGCCCAGGGGUGUGAAAUGGAGGCAAACAGGCCUUUACCGCCCGGGACUAUAGAUGUGGAUAACGCCCGGUUUCUCACGGCGAACAUGACGGUUCGCUUUCAAAGGCCUUUGCCCGCUCCCAAGGUUGUCGUGGUGACGUCGUCACUCGACAGGAUAGAGGGCAGGAAGUUGUUUCUAGCCGUGACGAUUACGGAUGAACAUCUUGUCGAGUUUGCCAAAUGUGAAGGGAUGUGGAUGACGGUGCCGCGAGAGAGGAUGUAGUAAGACUCGUUAGGUUGAAGUUGUUCUUUUGGCAUGUAUUAUAUCUGGUACGUUGAAAGAAGGGGGAACUUUGUCAGGGAGGGGAGGUGCAGUCGAUGCGCAAGAGGCCGGAGCCCUACGUCUGGCCAUUGCCGUUGGGGAAUUGCCCGCUCCUUCAUUGUAUGCCUGCGGAGAAGGGGUCAACGAUGAUUAAGUUGUCUCAAGGUGAGUAGGCCAAUCCAGUUCUCCUUCAAGCAUACUAUGAAACCUGCGCACAGCCUAGAACUCCGUUUUCUCCGACUCUUGCUACACAAACACUAUUAAAACCCGUACG
This is a messenger RNA of Sodiomyces alkalinus F11, 1182 nucleotides long. RefSeq lists its product as hypothetical. Lineage: Eukaryota; Fungi; Ascomycota; Sordariomycetes; Glomerellales; Plectosphaerellaceae. The transcript has a single exon. Bases 180 to 869 code for a protein of 229 amino acids. The record is from RefSeq and is a predicted model, not a curated record.